GGUGUUGGUGGCGCGCAGCUGCUGUGCGCUCCUGCAGAUUGCGCUGAAUGGUGGAUUUGGCGAACAUGGAGACGGUGGAGAAGGAAUGCGGGGCCCUCGGGGGUCUAUUCCAGGCGAUUGUCAACGACAUGAAGUGCUCCUAUCCAGUGUGGGAAGACUUCAGUGCCAAGGCCACCAAGCUGCAUUCCCAACUCAGAACUACUGUGCUGGCAGCUGUGGCAUUCCUGGAUGCCUUUCAGAAAGUGGCAGACAUGGCCACCAACACCAGAGGGGCAACCAGAGAUAUUGGUUCAGCUCUUACCAGGAUGUGUAUGAGACAUCGCAGCAUCGAGGCCAAACUCCGACAGUUCACUAAUGCUUUGAUGGAGAGUCUGAUCACUCCUCUCCAGGACAAGAUCGAAGACUGGAAAAAGACAGCCAACCAGCUGGAUAAGGAUCAUGCCAAAGAGUACAAGAGGUCACGCCAUGAGAUCAAGAAGAAGUCAUCUGACACCAUGAAACUGCAGAAGAAAGCUCGUAAAGGGCGAGGGGACCUGCAGCCCCAGCUCGACAGUGCCAUGCAGGAUGUGACCGACAUGUGCCUGUUGAUGGAGGAGAUGGAGAAGCAGGCGGUGCGCCGCGCCCUGGUGGAGGAGAGGGGACGCUUUUGCACCUUCAUUGGCUUCCUUCAGCCUGUUGUGAAUGGAGAGAUCGCCAUGCUGGGUGAGAUCACCCACCUGCAGGCCAUCAUCGAUGACCUCACUGUGCUGACAACAGAUCCUCACAAACUGCCCCCUGCCAGUGAACAGGUGAUUAAAGACCUGAAGGGGUCAGAUUACAGCUGGUCUUAUCAGACCCCUCCUUCAUCCCCAAGUAGCUCUGGUUCACGAAAGAGCAGCAUGUGCAGCAGCGUCAACAGUGCCCACAGUAGUGCCUCCCGCUCAUCGGGGGGAGGUGUAGGUAUUGGUGGUAGCGGAGGAGGCUCCCAGCCACACUCACCCACCUCCUCCUCAUCCUCCUCCUAUCGCUACCGCAGCAGCAACAUCCCGCAGCAUCCUCCACCACCGGGGGGCCUUGCCGCCCAUCGCCUCAGCAGCGUCUCCUCCCACGAUUCUGGCUUUGUGUCCCAGGAUGCUAACAUCUACUCCAAGCCUCCCUCGCCGAUGCCCUCAGACAUCACGAGUCAGAAAUCCUCCAGCUCAGCGUCGUCAGAGGCCUCAGAGACAUGCCAGUCGGUCAGUGAAUGCAGCUCCCCAACCACUUUUGGCACGUCCUUCGCUACCUUCCGCCCUGCUCUUUCUCAUUCUGGUUCCACCAGGCCUCUCUCUGUCAUUCUUCCUGUUCCUGCGUCCCCACCCUAUACCCGCCCCCCUGGAUCCAGCUCCUCCUCUCCCACAUCAAAGGUUCCCAUGUGGAAGGACUGGUCCAAAACAGGUCAGUAUGAACAGCCAGUGGCUGCGGUACCAAUUCAGAGGAGAAAGGAAACUUCUGAUAGGCUGAGGGAGAAUGAGGGCUCACCGGGUUCCCAGGGACAUGCUGGGACAUCGCACUCUGACGAUGGGCAGAGGGCCAGGAUGACACCAGCUACAAUCGCUGCCAAGCAUGGUGAGGAGGUAUCUCCUGCAGCCAGUGACCUUGCUAUGGUACUGACCAGGGGACUGAGUAUGGAGCAGCAGAAAAACAGCAGAGAUUCCCUGCAGUAUUCCAGUGGAUAUAGCACAGAGACAACAACCCCAUCCUGCUCUGAGGACACGAUUCCUUCACAAGGUUCAGAUUAUGACUGCUACUCUGUGAAUGGUGAUACUGAAGGCCAAGAUGGACAAGCAGAAUUUGACAAGUCCUCCACAAUUCCUCGCCACUCCAACAUUGCCCAGAACUACAGGCGCAUGAUCCAAACCAAGAGGCCAGCUAGUACAGCUGGCCUGCCCAGUGGGGUUCUUGGUCCAGGGUCUCAUGGAAUACCAGGACAACCAGGUGGAGGUGGUGGGGGAGGAUCGGGGACGCCAGGAACUGCUACUAUCCGCCGAACUCCAUCAACAAAACCAGGAGUGAGGCGCACAUUGUCCAGUGCAGGGCCUAUUCCCAUUCGACCACCCAUUGUGCCUGUCAAAACCCCCACCAUUCCUGCAGACUCACAUUCACCUGGCACAAGUGGGUAUGCAGGAGGAGGCCACGGUGGCGUGCCUGUUCGUGUAGGAAGUGAAGAGUGUGUGUUCUUUACUGGAGUUGAAGAUGCACAGGGAGGUCUCGAUUAUGUGAAGGCAUCACCAAAGCGCCUCAGCCUGCCCAAUACUGCUUGGGGGUCGGGGGCAGCAUUAGAAGUCUAUGCCCAGCAACACGGGGGCCUUUCAAUGGCAUCAGGUUCGACAGCCAGAUCAGAAGAGGAUCAGAUGAUUGCAGCUAAUCGUCACAGCUUAGUAGAAAAGAUCGGCGAGUUGGUGGCCAGUGCACAUGCUCUUGGCGAGGGGCAGUUUCCUUUCCCUGCCCUCCCAGAUGACCCAGACCCAGCACCAACUGUCCCCCGUGACGCUCAGACAGGAACAGAGGGCACAGAAGGGUCUGGCGACAUGCUGACCACCAUCAGGAGAGGUGUCCGCCUUCGCAAAACAGUGUCCAACGACCGCUCAGCUCCACGCAUAUUGUGAUUAAAAACAAAAGUCAAGAUGGUUGUCAGCUGAUAGGGGGUUAGUGUGGUGUAACCCAACCACCUAGUACAUACACAAAGAUAGAACCAUGUUGGGAAAGCUCUAAUAUGA
This is a messenger RNA of Nematolebias whitei (Rio pearlfish), 2735 nucleotides long. It is a transcript of the gene mtss2b, whose product is annotated as MTSS I-BAR domain containing 2b. The transcript has 15 exons. Bases 48 to 2624 code for a protein of 858 amino acids. Lineage: Eukaryota; Metazoa; Chordata; Actinopteri; Cyprinodontiformes; Rivulidae. The record is from RefSeq and is a predicted model, not a curated record. Gene Ontology annotation, molecular function: phospholipid binding; actin binding. Gene Ontology annotation, cellular component: actin cytoskeleton; cytoplasmic side of plasma membrane. Gene Ontology annotation, biological process: cell projection assembly; plasma membrane organization.